Molecule: messenger RNA, 1672 nt
Organism: Salvia hispanica
Lineage: Eukaryota; Viridiplantae; Streptophyta; Magnoliopsida; Lamiales; Lamiaceae
Biological process (GO): transmembrane transport
Molecular function (GO): transmembrane transporter activity
Source: RefSeq, a predicted model, not a curated record
UUUAACCACCAAGGUUCCCGUUUCCAGCUCAGGGCAGUUUAUAUACUAUAGCAACUUUGCUCGAAUUUUCAAACUGCGACUUUGCAAAAAUCCACCUCUUCGUUUUAAUUAAGUGUAAUGGAGGGAUGGGAGAGGCUGAUCCACCUCUUCGUGACGGUGUUUAUGGCGUUUUUGCCUUUUUAUUUGGUGAAUCCGGCGCUCACCGACGUCACCGUGGCGGCUGUCUGCGGCGGCAAAGACGAGUGCUCUCUCUCCAUCUAUCUCACCGGCUUCCAGCUCGCCAUAACAGGGGUGGGAUCGGCGCUGAUGAUGCCGAUGAUUGGUAAUUUAUCCGACGCUUAUGGCAGGAAGAAUUUAUUGACAAUUCCUCUCAUUCUUCAGAUUAUACCAAUCGUGAUAUUGGCUUGGAGUCGGACAACAAACUUCUUUUAUGCUUACUACGCAAUGAAGAUAUUGACGGACAUGAUUGUGGAUGGGGGCGUUCUUUGCAUCUCUUUUAGCUAUUUGGCAGAUAAUGUUGGAGAAGGGAAGCGUGUAGGAGCAUUUGCAGCACUAAGUGGUGUGAUGAGCAUGGCAAAUGUUUGUGGCACAUUAGCUGCUGGUUUACUCUCACUUUCUCUCAUAUUUAAGGUUGCAUCAGUUCUAGCUAUUCUUGCAGCAAUUUACAUGCGACUGUUUCUCAAGGAUUCCGACCGCGAAAAGGAUGAUUUGCAGCCGUUGAUCUUGAGCUCGGAGGCAGAUCACUCUUCCAAGAAAACCGACUUCAUUCAUCAAAUCCCUUCUCCUAAAGAUGUGUUUCACCUACUCAAGAGCAGCAAAAUAAUUGCACUUGCAGCAUCUGUAUGUUUCUUCAAUAGUGUUGGUGAGGCUGGGGCUGGUUCUUUCUUAUUGUAUUACUUAAAGGCUCGGUUCCAGUUCAACAAAGAUCAAUUCUCUUUGAUAUUUCUCAUUAUAAACGUUGGAGCAACUAUUACUAAUGUUAUUCUGAUGCCUAUAUUAGGACCUGUUAUUGGGGAACAAACAAUACUUUGUGUUGGAAUCUUCGCUGGUUUUCUAAGUAUGCUGCUUGAAAGCAUAGCAUGGGCACCUUGGGUACCGUAUCUUGGUUCGUCAUUGGGCAUGUUCUUUACUAUAUCGAGUUCUUGCAUAAGAAGCAUCGUUUCAAAACAAGUUAGCUCUAAUGAACAAGGAAUUGCACAAGGAUCUCUAUUAGCUAUGACUUCAAUAUCCAGUAUCGUAUCUCCAUUAAUUUACAGCCCUAUAUCAGCUUGGUUUCUGUCAGAUAAUCCACCAUUUGAUUUCCCUGGUUUCUGCAUGCUUUGUGUCGGAUUUUCUUAUGUGAUAGCUCUGAUUUUGAGUCUAGUGAUAAAGUUUAAACCCUUCAUCUCAAAAGACACUAGACAUCCAGCAUUAUGUUGAAGCAAGCCAUGAUUAGAUGAGGUGUGAUUUCUGCAACAUUUUCCACCCAAAGAGUGGAAAUUGACGAAAUAACACAACCUUUAUUUCGAAUUUGUAGUUAUUACACGAUUUUUACAAAUAUUGCAACUAUAGCAUUUUUUUAGUUUGUAUACAAAUUACGCCUCAAUGUUUCACUAUACUCAAUACGAUACAUUCAAUUUCAGUCAGUAUACACUAUUGUAGUAAUUAUUAAUCGACGAAUCAUUGAAUUGUA